This is a messenger RNA of Wyeomyia smithii (pitcher-plant mosquito), 2409 nucleotides long. Its product is annotated as WSCD family member AAEL009094. Gene Ontology annotation, molecular function: sulfotransferase activity. The record is from RefSeq and is a predicted model, not a curated record. The transcript is spliced from 7 exons. NCBI's taxonomy places the organism in Eukaryota, Metazoa, Arthropoda, Insecta, Diptera, Culicidae. Bases 531 to 1727 code for a protein of 398 amino acids.
GCCUUUUUCCUUUCAGUCUUCUCUUUUCGUUCCCGGUGGAAGCACACGAAGCGACUACUAGUGGUGCACAAUCGGGAGGUCGGGCGGUGGAAAAUUCGUGUCAAGCGUUAGCAGAAACCAUCAUUUGAAAGAAGCAGCAGGAAGAACAAAACAACAAAACUCUAAUUCUUUUCUUCACUCUGCAUGUGUGAGAUUUUUCUUUUCGGCCCCUUAUUUUCCAGUGCUUGUUCGUGAUUUUAUCUCGCUUCGGUGUGAAGGAGUGCGGAAAACAGAGCAGUCGAAAGUGAUAAUUUUCUUGCACGGCUAAGCGGAGCCCCAGCAAACAUAUUCGCAGUGGAAUAAAAGGGAGAUUGUUACGAUAAACAGCAGACAAAGCGAAGCAAACUCGGUUUCAACCACCCCUCGGCUCGUUUGUGGACAAUGGAGUGAAAUAAUACAGUGAAUUCAGUCAUUUGUGUGAAAUCGGACCGGUUCUGUUAGUACUUUAAAGGCGGAUGGUGGAUACAAUGCUGCACUAGAAAUGCCCCGCCAUGGUGCUGCGAGGUUGGCGACUCAUCGGGUUGGCCGGUACCAUAGUGGUGUACAUCGGCGGUAUUCUGUUUCUCUCGUUUGUCAGUCUCCAGAACCCACAGCAAAAGCGUAACCAUGGCCGAGGCUACGGGGAGUUCGAAACAUUGCGCAACCGGGACCUAGGACUGCUGGGCAAAAAAUUACCCCUGCAAUGGUGCACCGAGCUACGGUACAUGGAUAGUCCUCCGCCGGCACCAAAGGUUAACAAGUUGCUCGAAACCUUUCCGGGUCAUAUAGUGAAAAAGUUUAACACGUACAGCUUCAACAAUCAGAGCCCAGACGUCCCGGAAAAUGUCCAUGACCAACGACAGCAACGGCACAACGAUGCCUCCCGUGGCAAGCACAAACGAACGGCGUCGUCGGCCGCGGUCGACCACUCAUCUUCCUUCUUAUCGUCGCAAUGGCCUAAUAGUAAUAAUAAUAACAACAGAUUUAACAGUAAGCUAGCAAAUAAUGAUAGAGUAACAAGUGAUAGGGAGCUGCCGGCCCAAAAGUCUUCCAGCCGGAAGCUGACAGCACUGGUAUCGUUCCCCGGCAGCGGAAACACUUGGCUGCGAUAUUUGCUGCAGCAGGCAACGGGUAUCCUCACCGGAAGUGUGUACAAAGAUUACGGCCUACUCAAAAGUGGCUUCCCGGCUGAAAAUGUUGCCAAUUCUUCAGUGCUCGUUGUAAAAACACACGAAUGGGGCCAUAAUGCUUGGGCCCCGUACGGAAAAGCCAUUCUCCUCGUGCGAAAUCCGAAGAAAGCUAUUCUGGCGGAGUUCAACCGCCAAAGCGGGGGUCACGUUGGGUUCGCUUCUCCCGAUCGCUAUCGUCGGACUAAAGGACGAUACUGGACCCAGUUUGUCAAGAACAAACUGUGGGCAUGGGAGCAGACUAAUCUAUCCUGGGCCAAAAAUUUUACCGGCGAAGUGAAGCUGAUAUUCUACGACGAACUGGUAGAAGACGUCGAAGGAACGCUUCGAAGUAUUCUUAGUUUUCUACAAUUUCCUGUUAAUGAGGAGCUGCUAGCGUGUGCCCUGGCACGCAAGGAAGGAAUCUAUCGGCGGAAGAAACGAAUUUUACAGUUCGACCCGUAUAGUCCAGCAAUGCACGCAGCGAUCGAUGAAAAACGUGUUGAAGUUUAUGCUGCGCUAGGACGCUUCGAACCUCUAUGAAACUAAACUAGUCGCACAAUACAUAGCAUUAGUGCAUUCAAUCUUUCUAGUCAUUGAUUUUGGCCAUAAACUAGACAAUUUACAAUGCGAAGCAGUUCUGCCAGCCAGUAUGAUGAACAUUUCGUUUAGCUUCCAGUUAUUCUUGGUAAGUUGUUUUUGUUUUGAUAUUUUUAAGAAAAGAUGUUAGUUUAGAGCUAUUUUGUUCGAAGAUCUGAAUUCUAUGCAAACGCAACUGUGUCCGAGAUCUAACUAGUACUCGCGUAAUAUAACUAAAGUUUAAAAUUGCAAGUAUAGCCAUGUUUAUGUAAUGUUUACUUAUUAACAGCUGUCAGUGCAGUGAGUUCUUACCACUUGAUAGGAAAAAAAACUUCGAUCGAGAAGAAACAAAUCUAGUCAUUGCAGCAGUCAAAACCACAGGAGAUAAAUGAACUCAAGCUGUAAAACACAACCAAAACAAUAUCGUAGUACAUAGAUACAUUUAGAGUUUGUGAAACUUGUAAGACUUUUAGAAAAUAUGUGACGAGUUACUCAAGCCGUUUAGGAAUGUAGGAUUUUUUUUUGCGAAAACACUGUACACACGAGCAAACAGAUAAAAUAACUUUGUUUACGAAAUGUUUACAUAACCGUCAAAGCAACUAUUUGCCAUCAAUAAGAGAAGCACAAUAAAGUAUGUAAAUGAUAA